Molecule: messenger RNA, 1725 nt
Organism: Penicillium salamii
Lineage: Eukaryota; Fungi; Ascomycota; Eurotiomycetes; Eurotiales; Aspergillaceae
Source: the annotation of a GenBank genome assembly
AUGGAAACGGACCGACUGUAUGACCCUUUUGUUUUCGUCCGCUUCCGUUUCAACUAUGAAGUUGGUUACUUUCGUGAUCUUUGUGACCUUUCUGGUGUCCAUCACCUCACAAUGGUUUCGCAAGCGCAAAUCCUCGAUCGCACUUCGCAAAGUACCGCGUCCUUGGUUUCGCGACCCUCACACUCCGGCCGACGACAUCGCUCAGGUCGAUCGCACCACGGAAGCUCUUCGCAUGCCCCGUCCAACGAUUUCCCCAUCUUCACCUACACCGGCGACACCGAACUUGUGAUUCGCGCGGGGUCGCAGGAGCGCCGCUAUCUACUCCACCGAUUGAUUCUGGCACAAUGCUCUGGCUUUUUUGAGGCGAGUACCAGCGAGGAAUGGUCGCGUCAGACAACGCUGGGACCGUCCAAACCAGAGGGUACCUUGUCCCCCGUGAGCGAGGAAGAUUACCUGUCCAACGGGUCGACCUUGGUCCCCUCCGAUCAUGGCGGAUUGCCUACGCGGCCGGGCGAAAAGAGACGCUGGCGCUACGAGCUCGACUGGGAAAACUGCGCGGAGGAUGAGGAGGUCAUUCUGGUACAAAAGCCUCCAAGCCAUGCUCCCGUGUUCAGUGGCGACCAGACGGCCGUUUCUCCCACGAUGACCAAGCCCUCCAAUUCACAGGCAGGGUUCUUUCGAUCCAUGGCGAAUCUGACGGCCAUUCAAUCGGUAGCACACCUGCCUCAGCCUGGGAUAGACCCGGGUACCACCGUCGACCCUUUAAUACGUGACUACGACAACUUAUUACGAUUAUUUUACAACCACCCACCCAUAAUAAACAGUGUCAACAUUGCUUCUGCCUAUACAGAAUGCAAAUCUCUUCUCGCAUUGGCGGACAUGUACGAUGCUCUCCCAGUAACAGGGCCGCGUGUUGAUCACCAUCUCCUGGGUUUCGGGUCGCGACUCUUCAAGCAAAUCGCCAAAUACCCACCUAGCUAUCUCAAGCUAGGUUAUCUUUCCCGCAGCCGGGUGAUCUUCUCUGAAGCCCUUAUUCAUGUUGUAGGACAAUGGCCUGCUGCGCUACCGAGCAUGCGGAACGGCUCAUACGCGCCUCUCCCAGAGUCACUCCUCGACUUGAUCGAAGAGAAAGUGGAAGAUCUUGAAGAUCUCAAAGGCCGCAUUGAAUCAAAACUCCUGCGGCUGUCUCUUACCACAUCGCGCGGCGAGCGUGUCGGCCCCUCAAACGCAUACCUGGAUUGGCUCGCCGUGUCCCUCUUCCGUCAAUGGCUUAUCGAAAGCACCACCCCACCGCCAGCUCCAAUUCUCAAGAACUCGGGAGCCGCCGACGGGCCCUCUCCUCCUGCGGGCUCGGCAUCGCACCCAGCUAGCACUGGUCGACCUGCAACUCCCGAAGACCCAUCUGCGCGCACCCUCAAAUUGAUCGGAUCAUCGUCCACGCAAGCAUACCUCUCCCACGAGGACUUGAAGCGAUUUCUUAAACUUCAUCCUACCCCGUCCGCAGACCCACUCUAUACACGUGAGACACUGAAACGUUUUGAGCGCAAAAUGGACGAGAUGAAGCGGCUCGCGAGGGAGAUAGUCAAACCCCUGAUGCGCAAUUUCCUUGAACUUGAGCUUAAGUCUGGCCAACCCUCUGGUCCUGGUCCUCGUGAGGCUACUCCAAUUGGAUUGCCCUAUCUGACAUGUACACGUGUUGAAGAGAUGGAUUUGCCUUGGAACUAA